Molecule: messenger RNA, 9366 nt
Organism: Orcinus orca (killer whale)
Lineage: Eukaryota; Metazoa; Chordata; Mammalia; Artiodactyla; Delphinidae
Gene: DUSP22
Product: dual specificity phosphatase 22
Exons: 8
Coding region: 462-1016 (184 amino acids)
Biological process (GO): transforming growth factor beta receptor signaling pathway; regulation of cell population proliferation; protein dephosphorylation
Cellular component (GO): cytosol
Molecular function (GO): protein tyrosine/serine/threonine phosphatase activity
Source: RefSeq, a predicted model, not a curated record
CGCGCAGGGCGACGGCGGUCGGGGCGGGGGUGCGCGUGCGCCCUGGGCCCGGGCCCCCGAGUAGCCAGAAUCCUGGAGGCCCCCGCUUCCAGGAGUCAUGUCCCUGCACCCCGGUCCCCGGGAGACAUAAUCCCAGCGCCCCGGCCGGGCCCCUAGGAACCGCGUCCACAAGUCCCGGGGGCCGGCGUGGCAGGCGCCGGGCUCACUCCGGGAGGGUGCGGGCGCCGCGAGCCCCUUCCCGCAGGGGCGCCUGUGCCGCUGUCCGGCGGCCGGGGAGCCCGGGGGCCGCGGGGGACAGGAGCGCAGCGGACAGAGAGGCCUGGGUGCCGCCGGUCCGUGUUGCUGUUUACGCUGCGGGCGCGCAGUGCCCCCUGCCCGCCCUCCCGCUGCUCCCCCGCCCGCUCCAACAUGCCCUCAGUGCGCCUGCCGCCGCGCCCCGGGCGCUAGACCGCGCGGCCGCCAUGGGGAAUGGGAUGAACAAGAUCCUGCCUGGCCUGUAUAUCGGCAGCUUCAAAGAUGCCAGAGAUGCAGAGCAGUUGAGCAAGAACCAGGUGACACACAUUCUGUCUGUGCACGACAGCGCCAGGCCAGCACUGGAGGGGGUUAAAUACCUGUGCAUUCCAGCAGCGGAUUCACCAUCUCAAAACCUGAUAAGACAUUUCAAAGAAAGUAUUCAAUUCAUCCACGAGUGCCGCCUGCGAGGUGAGGGCUGCCUUGUUCACUGCCUGGCCGGCGUCUCCAGGAGUGUGACUCUGGUGGUCGCAUACAUCAUGACGGUCACCGACUUCGGCUGGGAAGAUGCCCUGCGCACUGUGCGUGCGGGGAGGUCCUGUGCAAACCCCAACCUGGGCUUCCAGAGGCAGCUGCAGGAGUUUGAGGAACACCAGGUCUGUCAGUUCCGCCAGUGGCUGAAGGAGGAGUACGGAGAGAGCCCUUUGCGGGAUGCAGAAGAAGCCAGAGGCAUUCUGGCCACCCCAGGGAUUCUGAAGUGCUGGGCCUCUGUCAGAAGACUGUAACGUACCUGAGAUACUGCAAAGCCCGAGUUUAGGCGCUGCCCAGAUGGAAAGCAGUCAGAGUUGAUUUCUCGGUGUCCGGAAGCAAUUUGUGAACUCACCUGUUUUCUUUUUAAACAAUACAUAUGCAAUUGUGUCAUCAUAUGUUGGGAACUACGCGUCCUCUUUGACAAGGGAAGGGUUUUUGCCUAAUUCCCCUGCUGUGGCUCCUUCUUCGCCCGUAGCCCUGCUGCCCCCAGGCCAUCUCAGGGCCCUGCUGCCCCACCCGGUGACCAUGUGGUGAUCGCGGUUGCCACUCCUGAGGGCCCUGCUGGGCACACCUGCCCCUGGGGACUGUCUCCUGGGCUGUUUCGUCCUGGGGUCUCGCCUCCACCACACGUGCAUGCAUCUGCGGUGAAGGGCAGCUGCACACGCUGCGCCUGCCCUUAGCUGGGGUGUGGAUCCCACUUGCUCUUCCACGGGCGCCACGAGGCACGUUCGGAGGCUGCCCCUGGCAGUGAUGCUGCUUUAUUUUAAGGCCACUGCCAUCCUCCAGAAGGAGAGUAGUGACGGCAGGAGACGUGAACUACUUUUCCUGGGAGAGAAAGUGAGUCCCCGGCUUGAGCAGAGGGAAGUCCGGGGGGUGCGCAGGGCCAUCUCCCAACUCCAGUCUCAGCUUCAAUGUGAAGGACAGUAGCUGGUGUGAAGAGCAGUUUAAGUUGAUUUCCCAGCGUUCUCUCGUCUAACUCACUCCAGUGGGGGAAGAAGGAAGUGUAACGUGUUACUUAAAGGAGAGGUCUGGCGGGACCACGGGAGCUGAGGCGCGUGGGCUCAGUGGCUGAAGGAGGCUUGACCUGUGUGCUGCGUCUGCAGCGCCUGGACGCUCCUGGCAAGGGCUCGGGGCAGGACACUUUGUGCCAAAACGGCCCCUGAUGGGUGUGGGGUGACGGGCACCACAAUGCUUGUUCUGACCUAACAGGCCUACCUGGGUGAAGAACAGGUGAUCCAGGUGGAGGUGCCAGGCCUCGAGGCCCCGAGGUGUCUCCGCUGCCCACCUGUGAGGGCGCGCCGGGGGGCGCGAGGAAACAGCACGAGGGACAACGGCCCCAACCCUGUGGGCUCCCCUACCCCUCGUGGCACCCACGACAAUCACCCGGUAAUCGGUGCUCUGCGGGUCACGGACUAUCACCUUGAAGCCGUAUAAACCCACAGAGAAGGUAUUAUUUCAUUCACUUGAGGCUCAGAGAGGCCAAGAAACACACCGAAAACUAAAAACGUUAGUGCUGCUUUGCCUGAACCCAGGUUUUGAUCUCAAAUCAGUGUGCGAUGCGAGAGGGAGGGGCAGAGUGCCCUGGGCUUUGCACUUCGAGGUUUGUGAGGCUCUAACGCCAGGGCCCCUGGGAGAGCCAGCACCGCUGCCGUGUGCAGGCUGUCCAAGCCAAAGGCAGCACCGCUGCCGUGUGCACGGCUGUCCGAGCCAAAGCCUCUGCCCGCUCCCCCCAGUCUCUCUGGGGGUUUUGUUUGGGGCCAUGGUGGGUGGUGGCCAAAAGCACACGGACGUUUCCGUUAGAUGGUAUUAACCGUGCUUAGAUGUUAGAGGCAGAGGCCCCUUCUCCGAGACCAGAGCAGGUGUUCAGGUCACAUGGACGUGGGGACGGUGAACCCCCCUGUCCCAAGGGCCUUGCCUUGUUAGAGGAGGGGGUCGUAGCCCUGGCAGUUUCUUUAGGCUGUCUUUUCUGUGAUGUUCUUUGAACACAGGUCUGUCCAGCCUGGGUCUCAGGAUCGUGGCCCGUGGUGGAAGAGACCUGCACUGCCUCUCUUCAUUCAGUCAUUUGCCAGUUUGCUUGAGAAAUGCUUAUUCAUCCCAGCUGACACUCUGGGACUCAGGCAGGGUGCACAGACCCACCCCUGAUUCUCAGAAAGACUAGCUUGGUGGGGUCGGCAGUUAGGAAAACUGGCGGUUACAGAGCCGGCCAUAAGCACUGGUAUAGGUGCCCCUGGUGCUGUGUGUGGGGAAGGCACAGAGAGGCCAUUCCAGUUUGGGUUAGGGAGGUCGUGUCCCAGGACGGCAUCUCGGAGGAGGUGGUACCUAAUCGGGGCCUGAAGCAUGAGUGCUGGAGUUGGCUGGCACAGUGGGUGCGGGGGAGUCCAGGCAGGGGCCUGGCAUGCGCGCAGGAGAGGCCACAGUCUCUCUGGGUGACCAGAGCAGGCACAGGGGUGGGCGCUGAUGAGAGGUGCAGACAAAGCUGCAGAAACAGGCAAAGGCCCAGGCUUUCGCUCUCUGCUUGGCACAGUAACUGGUUUCCUUCUCACACCAGCCCUGGAGCUGACCAAGCUCAGAGGGCGGGUGCCCUGCAGCUUCCCGCAGUCUGGUCCCCAGGCGUGGAGCCUUGCAAGCGCGUGGACGCCGUUUUGCAGGCACGGAGUGGGGCUUGCCGAACGUGCUGGGCAAGCAGGCACCGUGAUGGUGCGGGGGAAGGGGGCCCACGCUGGGGGCCUGUCGGGAGGCAGCAAUCACGGCCAUCCAGGCGACAGUCGUGGCGCCCAGAGCGGGGCUGUGGUGCGGAGGCGAAGGGGCUUGCGGGAGCCUGGGGAGGGGGAGGCCAUUGCUCCCAGGACCAGAGCCCGUGAGGGGCUUGCUUCCCUGCCGAUGGCUCUUCCCACACCGAGGUGGGGUGUGGACUCUGGCACGUUGAGGGCAGACUGAAGGGGCCGCUGGCCAGAGGCGUCCACGGGGCUCACGCCCUGCUGGCACCCAGCUUCGCGCACCAGGGGCUCAAGUCUGUCCACAGACCCGGAACAGACUCCCAGACACCAUACUUGCGACAAUUCAUGUCCAAUCCAAAUGUCCAAUUUAUUAAUUUAUUGUGAAAGAUAAAACAUUAGCUUUAUGAAGACUAAUUUUAUCCCCUAACUAGGCUGUCUUUCAUUAUCAGAUUUUUGGAAGCCAACAUGCUGUACACCUUAACUUACACAAGGUUAUAUGUCAGUUAUAUCUCAAUAAAGCGGGAAAAGAAAAGGAGUAAAGGAUGUGGGGCUGAGACCUGGGGGCGGGGUGUCCUGACAGGCGUGUCCAGAGAGGCAUGCUGUUGCCAUCGCGCCCUGGAGCAUUUCUGCAGCCUGCAGCCUCCUAUGUCCCCGUCCACGUUCUCAGCAGCCACCCUGGUCUGCGCUCCCUCUGCCUGAGCUGGUUCUCUGACUUAACUCACGUCUCUCAGAGCAACUUUGUGAACCUUGGGCUUCCCCCUGGAGAUAGGUUCCCCCUGGGGGCUUUUUUAUGUAUGGGGUGCUGAUUCUCUCCAGCUUCCGUCUCAGCAGGGGACCCCACUUCCAACUUCUGGGGCUGCUUCCUGUUGCUGGUGCAUGAGACAGCCUACAGAUUCCAGGGACUGCUGUGCAUGCGUGUGUGUGCACACAGCUGUGUUCUGUUGUUUUUAAAUUUUAUUUUAGAGGACUCCUUAGCCUUCAGGGGAGCCAUGUGGGCAACGUCAAGGGGCAUUGGGACCUUAGGCAGCAGAACCUGGGCGCCCAGGGAAAGUCAGAGCUGGUCACGACAGGCUGCCCUGCACACCAGCAUCUAGUCUUGAAAAUAGGGAACAUGCUAAGACUCAAUACCCUGUGAUCCCACAUUAGGUGACCCCUCCCAUCCUGACCCUGCGUUAUUAAUAAUAUUAUCGAGAACGUGCUUUCAACACGCUUGUAUUUAUAGAUGUACUUAAGAAGAAAUCACCAAGACUUCGGAGGGAAGUUCCUCUUCCCUUUCCUUUUUAUUGCCCAGAGAAAGGGAGGGAAAAAGAAACAAAAAAAAAAAACGGCCUUUGACUUGUUCCCGGAGGCUUGAGAACGUUCACCGUCCCUUCUGAGGGUUUACUGGGGUCUCGCUGGGCCCCCAGCUAGGACACGCAGGCUGUCAGGUGCUUGAAUCCGGUGACAGCAGCUGCAUUUCACCGGGACACUUUGCUCUCUUGCUUCCCCCCAGCUGCGGCAGUGGGACGUGAUUAUCGCAGCCAGUAUCAGAAUUCGCGUUCUCUUCUGCAGCCUGGGCUCCGCCACCUCGCCGCGAGGCCGCGGGGCCGCUCUGGGCUCACUGUCGGGGGAAGCGUUGCCAUCCGCGGCUGCAGGGUGUGUGAAGGGCUCUGGCGGCCUUGACUGAGCACAGGCCGCCGGUGUUCUGAUCCCGGCGGUGUGCUGCGUCUGUGGGGAAGGGAUCGGACCUGAGAACAUCCUUUAUACCAAGGCCUGUGUAUGAAAACUAGAUGGGGCAGGGGGGCUGGUUCUGGGGGAGGACAAUCCCUUCUAGUAUCGAUAGUUCGGGACAGUUUUUGGAAACAACGCUGACCACGCCAAGUGCGUUUUGUGAGCUCGACCCAGGGAGACACAUCAGCUCAUGGGGGUCGGGGCCUGGCCCCCCGGACACUCUCACGAUGAGCACGUGUGUGAUGGGACCUUGACGUGUGUGUCCCUCCGGCCACAGAGAGGGACAGAGUCCACUUGCCCCCAGACGUGGCCAGACGAGCACAGACUGGAACCGUGCUUUCUGGCGAGCGGCCCUGCCUGUCAGUCGGCUCUGGGUUUCCCCAAGGCACUGAUGGGAGCCUUUUUGGGAAAUAAUAAUCGAAAGGCCUCCAUGUGCCCCAGAGAAAUGUCACCUGCUUUGCAAAGGGUGUGCCCUUCAUGGCAAGAGGCCACGGGCGCCCAGCUUCCUCAGAGGGCAUCCAGAGAGGCCCGUCCCGGCUCUGCCAGACGUUCCAUUCCCCUUGGUGUGUGUGAAGCACGCGGAUGCCAACAGGAACAGCAGGACGGUGUGAGAUCAGGUGCGUCUCAGGCGUGCUGCGCGGUGGGCCAUUCCCGCGGCAUGAGAGCCCCUCCUGAGUCAUCCGCUGCUGGGAGCUCGGGGCUGCGGGUACCAAUGCGCAGCUCGGGGCAGAGGUGGUGCUGGGCCGGGAGAGGGCAGCCGAGGCCUGGGCCCGUGGCCAGGUGGCCUGGUAGAAGUCCACUGCGACCCCAGUUCCCUGGAACACCUUGGGAGCCCCCGAGGAGGCAGCCCACUCCGUGGGGACUUCUUCUCAGACCCGCCUGAAAGAAACUCCCUGGGAGGGGUGAGCGGGCUUGGCCGGCACCCUGUUGGGUGGCGCAGAGGUGUAGCCAGAGCCCACCUUGCAGCCCCCGGGGUGGCCCCUUAUGGUCUAGGAAGGCCCCUUUGGCCCCCCUCCCCCCAUCUGGAGGACAGGACAGGCAGCCUCUGGACGGUCAACAGUCACUGAGCACUUAGUGUGUGAUGUUCCCGAAAGCGCAUCCUCUCGACAAUCUUGUCACAUAGGUUUUACUUUUAUCCCCAAUUUUGAGAUGAAGAAACUCUAGAAAUUCUAGAGAACUUGACUGUUGUCCAGUCUCGGGCCAGGAAGUGGCAGAGUGAGGCCUGGAGUCCGAGCAGCCUGACCCACUGCGCUAAGGUCGCCACUUCCUUGUAAACGCCAGCACCCCUGGGGCAAUGCCAGUGGGUGCGGGCAUCCACGCUGGAGUUCUCUCCUGAGGUCGGGGCCUCGUGGGGAGACAGGAGGAACACAGGCGAGGCACGAGGGAAGCCUUUCUUCUUUCCACCACAUCCCCUUGCGUGGGCGCUGUGUCCACCAUACGUGCCUCCACCGGGCCUUCCUGAUACCCCCAGGGUGGCGGGCAGAGUCCUGGGGUGUCGUGGCGCCCCAGGAGGCCCUUUUCAGGAACACGGAAUUGGACCAGAGUGGCGUUGGUGCUGGGAGCCCAGCACCCGAAGCAGAUGGUGUUCUGUCCUUGAGGUGCAGCGUUACACAAGUUGAGGGGCUCCGGGGUGGGGGGCUUGUGCAAGAAGCCCAGGGAUUUGCUGUUACUCAGCUCAGAUGACUCAGUGGAGACUCAUCAAGGACAGAGGCAGGGGAGGCAACAGUGUGUUGAAGGAACAGGGGGCCUCCUUCUGACUUUGGGGCUGAGGGCAGGGCUGGGGGCAGGGAGGCAGGGCAGGUCUUCAAGAAGGACGGGAAAGCUGGGGGCAGAAGAAGUUUCCCAUCCUGUGUCCUGUCCUGACUCCCCAGACCCAAUGGGAUGCUGGCUGGCAGGGUAUUCUGCUCGCUGUGGGCCAGACUCCUUCCUACAGGCAGCCCUGGCCCUCAGCAUGGGUGGGACGGAGAGUCCGUGAUAGGAAGAGGAAGUACCACUGGCUUCCAAGAAGUAUCAGUGUCAGCAGCUGAUGCUAAAAGUGGGUCUGAGAGAGGAGCCUGGGUUCUCCUCCACGCUUUGCCCCAGAAGCAUGCUGUCGGGGGCUUGGCCUGUGACUCACCGCUUUCAUCUUUAAAACGCAUCCUAGAAGCAUCUAUUCCUGCCAGUGUGCCCAGUGUGCCCCCCGAUCUGUACUUCCCGUGGCCCAUCUGGAGGAAUGACACCCUCCAAGGGAAGGCCAGCAGGGUCGGGUGGCCUCUGACAUCUGCUAUGAACUGUGCCCCCCUGUGAAGGGCGGGGGAGGAUGGACUGCGUGCCUCAGUCAGACCUCAGUGCCCAGCUCACGCAGGCGCCCGGCAGCUCCCGCAGGCCGCCAUGGGGGAGGGGAGGAGCCAGGCUCGGCGGCCCUGCCUUCAAAGGCUUUUUAACUGAGUUGGGGAGAGGGGGCAGUCACUCCGGAAUGUCCUGUGAGCAAAUGCUGAGCUAGAAGCCCAAAUGCAGGCCAGGAGGCCCCUGCAGUGGAGGGUGUGCUGGCUGGGGCUGGAAAGGGAGGGGAGUCAAGGGCCUGCUGGGCGGAGGGCGAAGGAGGGGGGCGGCACGGCCAGGUGCACUUGGAAGCAGAUGUGCAGGGCAUCUGGGGGCCUGGCUAUGACUGGCAGGCAGGAUGGGCUGGAGGCGGGGGAAGAGCUGUGAGGGAGGGCAGGCGUCAGCCCGAUGGAAGUAGUGGCGGGCAGCGCUGGUUGGGGUUCCCCAGAGGCAGAGAGGGUCAGGCGCCAAAGGUGACUGGCGGGUAGCACCUGUAACGGGCGGGGGAGGAGGCUGGCGGGGCCGGGGGCUAUCAGGCCGGGGGCGGUACGGCGGCCCCAGAGAGUGGCCCGAGCCUGGCGGCGCUCACCGUCCGCACAGGCUGGGGCGGCCCAGCCGCUCUCCGGGGUCCCCAGGUGCUGCAGUGAGACCCUGCAGAGGUACUUCUGCACAAGGGUUUCCCCGGCAGGGCCGCCGAAAUGCUUCAGCCGCGCUCCAGACUCCAGAGCUGGAGCUUCCAGGCAGCAUGGUCACCAGGUGCCCCUGGCGACCUGAAGCCCCCUCCCCGCCCCCAGGUGCGGCACCAGGACUUGGGGGAUCCCUUCUGCCCCUCCUCACAGCCGUCCCUCCAGGGGGGCAGCAGGGCCUCAGUGCUCCCAGUGCAGGAGAUGUGGAGACGCACUGGCCACAGAGCAUUAACUACAAAUAACUUUUAGUAAUAAACAACUAAACGUUGAUCUGUCUACCAAGAGCCAGCAAUCCUAAACCAUUCCAGUGCGAAAAUACUCCUCCCCCAAAAUUUCUUUGGUUGAUCCAAGUCUAAAUAACGGCUGUGUCUGCUGUAGAGUCUUAAUAAUAUUACAUCACCUUUAGAUGUGGGUGUUUUUAUUACGUCAUCUUUAAUUAACGAUGUUUUCUACACGAAGUGAAUGUAGAGAACCCCAGUUAACAGGCAGCACUGGCACAGAGGGAAUCAGCUAGGCUUAGCUUUGCCUUUUUCUUUUUCACUAAAUUCAGAAAGACUUGCAAUCCGAGCCCCAUGGGGGCAGUUUGGUCUCCAGCCUGCAGAGUAGAUUUGAAAUAACCAAGGGCAGCCCCUGUGUAACCACCUGAACAUUUACUUGCCUUUACAAUUUUGGGGCUGGAGAGAUGUUUGAAAGCUACCAGAAUUGGUCCCAAAGACGCAUAGACAUGCUAUUUAUGGAAUUUGAUGUGAAAUGGGUUUUCUGUAAAUCUCUCCCAAUCUUAUGCUUUUAAAACUUUUCCUAACUAUUUGUAUCGAUACAUCUGUUGCUUAACAUGAAAGAAAUUUUUCAAAAUUAAAAUAAAGCAAAAGAGGUCUGUGAUCAAUGAUGAGUGAAGAUAGAUUGACAAAUCUGACAUAAAGAGAAGUUCGGUUCUCCUUAUGUUUAUUUGUUGACUUUUGCAACAAAUUUGCAAAAGUUAAGGCUUUAAAACAAAUUGUAAUUAUUCAUUAAUGUGACAGACCAACAUAUAGGUACAUAUGUAUUUCCCCAAUUUUCAAACUAUGCUUUAUUGCAAUUGAAAAGUAUUAGUCCAUGACUUUUUUCUUCUUUUUACUGUGAUAUGUAUUUUAUUUUUGUUCUCAUUUAUUUACUGGAGCGAUAAGUAUAAAAUUCAACAAGAACAUUUUUAA